AUGCGCCAGACCGCAGUGCGCCUCUUGCGAUCGUCUCACACGCUAUACCACGAAAACCCUCUAGGUCUGCCUCAAUCCGGCACCCCGCCAACCUGGGGAAAACGUCCCCAGCGGCGCAAGAUCACAGGAGUCGAUAAAGUCAUCGCCGUGUCAUCUGCCAAGGGCGGUGUUGGUAAGAGCACAGUUGCGGCGAACCUAUCCCUGGCUUUUGCUCGGCUGGGGCUCCGAGCGGGCAUACUGGACACAGAUAUAUUCGGACCGUCCAUUCCGACACUGUUCGACUUAUCCGGAGAACCAAGAUUAUCAAAAUAUAACCAGCUUCUUCCUCUCACAAACUAUGGCGUGAAAACCAUGUCAAUGGGCUAUCUUGUUGGCGAGAAUGCGCCGGUUGUGUGGCGAGGGCCAAUGGUCAUGAAAGCCAUCCAGCAACUUCUACACCAGGUAGACUGGGGCGGGUUGGACAUUCUGGUCCUCGACCUGCCACCUGGUACUGGCGACACGCAGUUGACCAUAACCCAACAGGUCAUUCUAGAUGGUAGCAAGCACUGCCCCGUCCUCAUCCUUCACUGCUGUUCGCGGGCUACGUAUGUGCUGACGUGGAUUUCUUAG
Molecule: messenger RNA, 609 nt
Organism: Metarhizium album ARSEF 1941
Lineage: Eukaryota; Fungi; Ascomycota; Sordariomycetes; Hypocreales; Clavicipitaceae
Product: Cobyrinic acid a,c-diamide synthase
Exons: 4
Coding region: 1-609 (202 amino acids)
Biological process (GO): mitochondrial respiratory chain complex I assembly; iron-sulfur cluster assembly
Cellular component (GO): mitochondrion
Molecular function (GO): ATP-dependent FeS chaperone activity; ATP binding; 4 iron, 4 sulfur cluster binding
Source: RefSeq, a predicted model, not a curated record